GGCCCUCGAUGCCCGCAUAGGGCACCACAUCCCCGAUCCAAGUUAGGGUCUCGCCCUGAAUCUAGGGUUCUUGGCCCCGGACCUUGAUUACCUCGGUCACCCUUCGGCGAUCGCCGGAUCGAUUGCGCGUCUGAUCGUUUCAAUCUCUUUUUCUUACCAUCUGUCGCUGAUUUAACCUUCGUAUCUCGGAAAGAUGCUUCCGCUAUCGCUUCUGAAGACAGCACAAGGGCAUCCCAUGCUGGUGGAGUUGAAGAAUGGGGAGACUUACAAUGGGCACUUGGUGAACUGCGAUACCUGGAUGAAUAUCCACCUCCGUGAGGUCAUUUGUACCUCAAAGGAUGGUGAUCGAUUUUGGAGGAUGCCAGAAUGUUAUAUUCGUGGGAAUACCAUUAAGUAUCUUCGAGUUCCUGAUGAGGUGAUUGACAAGGUUCAAGAGGAAACCACCAAGAGUCGUACAGACAGGAAGCCACCCGGUGUUGGCCGAGGAAGGGGAAGAGGUAGAGAAGACAACAGCGGGAGGCCUGCCAAGGGCAUUGGACGUGGUCAAGAUGAUGGAAGCGGCAGAGGUGGUGGUGGUCGUGGCCGGGGCGGAGCUGGUGGUAAAGGUGGCGGUGCUAGAGGUGGAGGGCGUGGCCGUGGGUGAUACAAGUCAGCUCUGGAGACUGCCAUCUACUGUUCAAGCAAAUGCCAGGUUUUUAAGGGCUUAUUGUUUUGUUCCAUAGUUUAAUCUCAAGAGUGAACUCAGAUGGAUGUCGUAGCGGACUUUGUGAAUCUUUUGCUGCAUCACUAUAGUUUGACGUAUGUGGUCGCCUGAUUUUAGUUUAUGAAACCUUAAGUAUUUAAUUGUGUUCCUAAACUUUUGAUCA
Musa acuminata AAA Group (dessert banana) is the source of this 866-nucleotide messenger RNA. Its product is annotated as probable U6 snRNA-associated Sm-like protein LSm4. Gene Ontology annotation, cellular component: U6 snRNP; spliceosomal tri-snRNP complex; P-body. Gene Ontology annotation, molecular function: U6 snRNA binding. Gene Ontology annotation, biological process: nuclear-transcribed mRNA catabolic process; P-body assembly; mRNA splicing, via spliceosome. The record is from RefSeq and is a predicted model, not a curated record. The transcript has 7 exons. NCBI's taxonomy places the organism in Eukaryota, Viridiplantae, Streptophyta, Magnoliopsida, Zingiberales, Musaceae. Bases 194 to 643 code for a protein of 149 amino acids.